Molecule: messenger RNA, 6567 nt
Organism: Esox lucius (northern pike)
Lineage: Eukaryota; Metazoa; Chordata; Actinopteri; Esociformes; Esocidae
Gene: sgip1a
Product: SH3GL interacting endocytic adaptor 1a
Exons: 28
Coding region: 262-3306 (1014 amino acids)
Biological process (GO): clathrin coat assembly; synaptic vesicle endocytosis; clathrin-dependent endocytosis
Cellular component (GO): plasma membrane; clathrin-coated vesicle; cytoplasm
Source: RefSeq, a predicted model, not a curated record
CAUAACACAUGCCGACGCGCUGCACCACUCGUGACAAGCAUAGCAACAUGAUUAUCGACUAUGAUAUGGAUAAACCGUCCCAAAAGUAACUAUACGUGGUAAUUCUGUCGAUUUAUAGUUUACACGUAUUUACACUGCAAAGAGAAGACGACGGGUGCCCAGACUUUCUGACAUCCAUCUCUCUCCACCACACUUUGGGUUCAUCUCUUCGUCCUUCCACCCCUCCAUCUGCCUGUUCUCCAAAUAUGUGACGUGCUGUAGAUGGCUGAGGAGCUGUGUACCGGCUGGUUUCGCAUUGUUGCAGGCUCUUUGGAGAUAGAGGAAUGCAAAUCUGCAGUCAUGAUGGAAGGAUUGAAAAAACGUACCAGGAAGGCCUUCGGGAUACGGAAGAAAGAAAAGGGAGACAAGGAUAAUGACUCAACGGGGUCCCCUGACAGAGAAGGGGCUGAUCCUCAAGAGAUUGAAUCGUCACAGAAGAAGGCCAAUGGUGCAGCAGUCAAUGGGUUCUCCGGAGAAAUCGACUGGGACAGAUAUAACGCCCCACCAGUGGACGAUGAAGGUUACAGUCUUCGGCCCGAUGAGGAAGAGGGGCCAGGGUCAGCUGGCCCCAAACCUCCCAAGGAACACUUCUUCUCCUCCAGUGAGUCAGAAGGAGAGGAGGACCACCGGAAAAAGUUUAAGAUCAAGAUCAAACCGCUACCAGCAGAGAGUGCCUGUUUGGCCCCAUCGGUAGAUGAGCUCAAGGCCUCCAUAGGCAACAUAGCUCUCUCUCCCUCUCCUCUGAGGAGUAGUCCGAGACGUAGCCCGGGCUUGAUGACAAAGGACUCCAGUGAAGAAAUCCAGGUAGCUCGGCCCAGACGUCCGGCACCCAUUGAGGUUCCCACGUUAGCAGCUCCAGUGCUACAAGCCUCUAGAAGUAAGAGAGCCCCAACAGCAGCAGUACCAGAGAAAGCAGCUCCAUUGCCAGAGGAUGCUACAGCCUUAUUUGGGCCUCCGCUGGUGACGGCAUUUGGAGAACAGAAAUCUGAAGUGGCUAUGUCAGAGCCAGUGGUGUGUGAUGUCUGGGGCGCUCCUCUACCUGAGUCACAGAGCCCAGACUUCUCUGUCACCAGAACCUUCCCCAGAGGAACCCCGCCUCCGCUUCCGCCCAAGAAUGUACUGACCUCCCCCCCUCCGAAUGACUCCCCCUCUGCAGAUGCCGCUGGUUUGUCAAUAGAGACAGAAGGCUCAGGGAGAAAGACCUCCAUCUCCAACCUGGACACCAUUUUUGGCCCCGCGGAGCCCGCUGCCUUUGGUGAGGAGUCUGCCGACAAGUGGGUCUGCUUCAGCGAGGAUUCAGCGGCCUCUGAAAGACCACCCCCUCCAAAAGACCCGGCCCCGCCCUUGCCAAGGUCUCCACCCCCUCUAGAUGAUCCCCCCGCCCCUCCUGUACCAACCUCCCCACUCCCUCCUGAAGACCCAGUCCCUGCUCCCUCUCUGCCCCCUCUCCCCAUCUCCCCUCCCCCGCAGGUAGAACCCGUCUCUCCCACGCCCCCCUCCCCAACAGAGGAGCCGGUGCCCCCCUUACCAACAGUCCCACCCCCGCCCAAAGCCCCAACGGUCCAACCUUCGCCACCUCCGCCAAAGAGCGUGACACCGCCCCCCACACCCCCUCCCACCGCAGCCGCUCCAGCCCUCAACUCACCCCCCGGCGUCGCCCCUGCUCUCCCAGUCCUCUCACCUCCCACCGUUGCCCUGGUCCCUCCCGCAGUCCCGUCUCCUCCCAAACCGGGCGCGCCCAUCGCCCCCGCCAGUCGCCCCGCCCCCACGGAACUUCCCUCCCCCACCACCCCGCUGCCCCCUGUCUCGCCCCAGGAUGAACAGAGGAGUCCUGAGAUGGCAGCCAAGCCAAAAGAGGACCCAGGUGACACCGCCGGCACGGCCAGAGACGUCGGCCCAGCGUCUCGUGGUGCGCCUCCCCCACCUCCACCCCCAACUUACAGGGCAGUGGUGUCCUCGCCUGGACCCACGACCGCAGGCUCAGGGAGUGGCGCGUCCUCUCCAGUCCGACCCGCUACACCAUUGGCUCCAUCAGCUGUUGUCAGCAGCCCCACCCCACCUCCACCUCCACCACGCCCUUCCUCAAGGCCCAAACUGCCUCCUGGGAAACCCAGUGUUGGGGAUGUGAGUCGGCCCUUCAGUCCCCCGGUCAGUCACUCGUCCAGCCCCCCUCCAACUGCUCCCCUGGCCCGGGCUGAGAGCACCUCCUCUAUCUCCUCCAACAACUCCCUGAGUGCUGCCACCACCCCCACCGUCGGUAAAGACCUCACCGUGUCUGUGUCAGAAGAGGAUUAUUUUGUAGACAAACUGCCCACGUUUGGGAGGCCCUUUGAUUCCCUGGCAGAGAAUGACCAGCCUUCCCUGGUUUGGUUUGACAGAGGGAAGUUUUAUUUAACCUUUGAAGGCUGCUCCAGGGGACCCAGCCCUCUCACGAUGGGGGCACAGGACACCCUCCCGGUGGCGGCUGCUUUUACCGAGACGGUCAACGCUUUCUUCAAAGGAGCCGAUCCCAACAAGUGCGUUGUGAAGGUCACGGGCGAGAUGGUGCUGUCGUUUCCGGCAGGGAUCACCCGGCAUUUUGCCAAUAACCCGUCCCCUGCCGUGCUAACCUUCAGCAUAACCAACUACAGCCGUCUGGAACAUGUCCUGCCUAACCCCCAGCUGCUCUGCUGUGACACCAACGUUACAACACCCAACCCUGACUGCAAGACCUUCUGGGUCAACAUGCCCAACCUGAUGACCCAUCUGAAGAAAGUGGCUGAGCAGAAAUCCCAGGCCACCUACUACAACGUGGACAUGCUCAAGUAUCAGGUAUCAGCUCAGGGCCUGACGUCAACCCCCCUGAACCUAGCAGCCAGCUGGCGUUGUGAACCCACUAGCACGGACCUCAGGAUAGACUACAAAUACAACGGAGACGCCAUGACGACGCCCGUGGCGCUCAACAACGUCCAGUUCCUGAUCCCUGUGGACGGAGGUGUCAGUAAACUGCAGGCUGUGUUGCCCCCCGCCGCCUGGAAUGCUGAGCAGAAAAGAAUCCUGUGGAAGAUUCCUGAUAUUUCCCAGAAAUCUGAAAAUGGAGGUGUGGGCUCAUUGCUGGCCCGUUUCCAGCUGUUGGAGGGUCCCAGUAAGCCCUCCCCCCUGGCUGUCCAGUUCACCAGCGAGGGCAGCACUUUGUCUGGCUGUGACAUAGAGCUGGCCGGGCCCGGGUACCGCUUCUCACUAAUCAAGAAGAGGUUUGCUGCAGGGAAAUACUUGGCAGAUAACUGAUCUGAACUCCACACUACUGCUGAACAACACUACUGAACAAAUACACUGAAGAUAAUCAUCUCAAUGGACAUAUACAGAGUAAUGAAAACCUAUACUCAACUUAUACAGAGGACAGGACCUACAGACCUACAACACAUCACCUGUUGACAGACAGACGGACGGGCCCAGGUCUCAAAGCCUACUGUAUCCAGCAGUAUUGCAUAACUUGCAUAUAGCAUUGUGGACUGUUUUAAGGUGUAAUUAUUGUAUUUGUAAAAUGUAUUUCGGAACAUCUGUAUUGAAGCAGUUCUAGACUCCCACCCUGGGUUCACAAGGCUCCGUCUCUCUCUCCCCUCUCCGACAUAUGGUGUUGUGUUAAUCCCCUUAAAGCCGCUGCAUCUGCCUAGCUACUGAACCGUACCGCAACCACAAACCAAGCUUUCAACCGCCAACAAAACCAGGUCUGUAUUUGUGUUUGUCACGUCAGCAGUUAUGUUACACCAAGAGAGGAAGAGGAUGCAUGUUAAAGAAGACAAUUGAGAUAUACAGAAGACAUGACACCACACGGUCUGUUGAAAGAACUGGAGACGGUGUCUAAAUUCAUUGAGUGUCGCUAUCAAUGUAAUCCGAUUCAAAAUUACCUCAGCCUUUUUGCAAUGGCUGCCAGGCGAUUCACUGAGCCCUUAAGAACAUCCACAAUAGCCCAGUGCACGCAGUGAUGACGUCAUCCGAAAACAUGGCAGACAUUGGUUGAAUAUACAGUUUACAAUAUUCAGCUCUGAAUUAUUGGGAUAAAGAAUCAGCCUCAGCAACAACUAUUUGAAUAAGUGAGUGGAUGUUCAGUGUACAAAAGCUAAUAGCUGGUAGGGGAGCAUUCAGUGGAAAUUGUUGUCGUCAAGAUCACAGCUGAACUGCAGUUCUAAAAAUGCCCUCUUGGUAGAGUGAUAAGCCUGCUUCCUUACUGGAAUAGUGGCCGCUUGAGCCUUGCUCCAGUCACUACUUUUCCUCAUGUUGCUUCGUGCACGCCUGUGAUUUGACACAGCACUACCAUAGGCAUAUGGGUAAUGGAAUCUUAUGCUGUUGGCAUUCAUCGUUUAUUUGUUAGCUUACACAGUAGCACAACAGGGGUAAAGGGCGUUGUUCAUUUGGCUGAUGACGAUCACCACCACGGUCUCUUUAGAAUGCAGUGAUUACCGGUUCGGACAUUAACUCUGUUAUGUUUAUGGCCAAUUUGAUAUACAUAUUAAGUUCUGAGUAGUUAGGCAGCUGCAACAAUAAAUCAGUUCCUGGUUGUAAUAUACAAAAAAAAUAUGUUUCCCUUAAGAAAAAACCUGUACAGUGUCAUUUUAAAUUGAUAAUAUAUAUCUUAAAGGGCGAUUGGUGUUUUCCUUGUAUUGUCAAAUAGUCUUUCUGUUGAUCCUGAGACAGCAGUUGUAGACCGACUUCAGAGUACAUUACAGCAUUCUAUUUUUAUUUAUUGAUGAGGAUUUGUUGUAAAAAGUAUGUGAUUCUGUAUAUGAAUAGAAUUUGAAUGGUAAUACAAUUUAGAUUCCUUAAAGGUAUACAUAUUUUAAUUAUCUGUUUUGUUAUUUGUGUAGUUGGCUGACCUGUGUACAAUAUAAGGUAUCAAUUUUUUUUUUAUUUCAGAUAUAAUUUUUUAACUCAAGUGCAACAGAAGAUUUGAGCUAUAUAUGGGUAUUGGGUGGGAGGGGGUUAAAAUACAAAACUGAGAUGAAUAUCUGCCUGGAUUUGUACAUCAAGCUGUAUGAAAGCGGUGUUAUUUAGAGCUAUGCCUAUAGUUUAAAAAACAUGGAUCAUCAGUCAGCUCUUGAUCAUUGUACACCCUAUUUACAUUCACAUUAAUGUGUUUCUAUCUACCUGAGACCCACUGAGUGCAUAUAAUUCUGCAUCAAACAGCAUGAAGACUCCCCUUCGUAUCAAACCAUCCAGCGCUUGAAUCCAUGGCUUUAUUUUGCUUAAUGGUAAUGGUCUCUGUGAGAUGACAUGGUGACAAGACUUUGGAGGGAAGUUAGAUGACCAAAUAGCUUUUUGUAUUUUAAUGUGUCUGAGAGAAAUAAGCUAAAUAUUUUUAAAACUGACAAAAAAAUCUUAAAAUAAAUAUUGUUUCAUGUGAACAACACUGUGCUGAUAAUGUUAACUUCCUGAAUGCUCUGAUAUUCAACAUAGAGAACAAAAUGUGUGUAACAACGUUCAACUUAAGGUCUCCUUGUGUAGGCAUCGUAAGCAUGUCAACAUAAAGUGUGCUUCUUGAAGCUACAUGGCACCGUGCAUAUGUCUGUCAUGGAACUGCUAUAGGAGUGUUUUAGAGAGUGUCGUACUGGCAUUACAUGUGCAUGUUGUCUGUACACAAAGUUGGCAUUUCUAAGUAAGGCGUGGCUUAAUGGUGCGAUGCAGCCCUGCAUAGCAGUGUUAACACUUCCCUUGAACCUUAUGCCACACCUCCAAUUCUAUGACAGGGAAAGGACAUCUGCAAUGUUAUUACUGUUUGUGAACUGUCCGGCGGCUUACGACACGGGGACGGUUAAGCAUUAAAACACGGAUACUGUUAUGUACGUCUGCGGUUUUUAGAGUGUAGUGCUGAAGUGAAGUGCUCUACCAUCCAUUACAUGUUAACUGUAAGAACUGAAGACCAGAGCAGAGAGUGCCUGUGUGAGGCAGGCUAAGACAAGUAAUGUAAAGACUCACAUUUCUUGUGCUUAGCCAGAAUGCUUUGGUUCUAUAAUGCCCCCCCCCCCCCCCCAAUCAGCCACAUGUGCAAGCUGUAUUUGUACAGACAAUGUUAAGAUGCUCUGACCAAUAAAAGUUACGAGUUGGACUUGUGUGGAGCUAUCUCUUCUCUUUGUAACUCACAACAAACGUGUGUUUUCCACUUCUGGAAUCCUCCACCCAGGGUGUGUUCUGGUGAACAGCGCAACCCAUCCAGAUUGGCUUUAUUUCCAUUGUCUGAGGCAUUACUGGACAUGCAGCCCAUCUGUGAAUGAGCAGCGGCUAAUGAUUGUGCGUUAUGAAGGAUGACAAAGAGACUAGCCUUAUAGUUUAUCUCAGUGUACCCCUGUGUGUUGAACAUAAUAUAUAUUCAUAUGGAUAUUUGUUAUAUAAUUCAUUUGUUCCCUAAUGCAAAGGAUACUGAAUAUGCAAAAUUGUUUAAUGUAAUGCACCCGAACAAAUGGCAUUUCAAAAAGUAUGCAAGAUGGCCCCACUAUGUUAUCAAGAUGUUCAUUGUCCAUUUUUUGGAAAUAAAGUAGGCGGGUCAAUAAUGUU